Messenger RNA from Corticium candelabrum, 1819 nucleotides. Its product is annotated as cholesterol 24-hydroxylase-like. The transcript has a single exon. Gene Ontology annotation, biological process: cholesterol catabolic process. NCBI's taxonomy places the organism in Eukaryota, Metazoa, Porifera, Homoscleromorpha, Homosclerophorida, Plakinidae. The record is from RefSeq and is a predicted model, not a curated record. Bases 101 to 1627 code for a protein of 508 amino acids. Gene Ontology annotation, molecular function: heme binding; iron ion binding; cholesterol 24-hydroxylase activity.
CGAUAACAGAUACGGGACCCUAAAUCACGUGAUCUCUUUCAUCAACACACUGUCGUGUGAGACUAGCAUUUCGAUCGACAGAGAUUCGCUGUAAAUCGUUAUGCUGGGUUUGCUUGCUUUGUUCGCAUUUUCUAUUGCCCUAGCGACCGUCUGCGUGGCAUCUCUCUACGUCAUCACAAAGCAUCGUCGCUUCAGUCACCUGCCGGGACCUCCGCUCUCCAGUUUCUGGUUCGGCCACCUCCCCCUCAUACGCGACUUCACCGCGUCCGGUCGUCCUCUGUCUCAACUCUGGUGCGACCUCUACGUCACAUACGGGCCUCUCUACGUCAUCUGGAUGCUCCAAUCAGAAGCCAUCCACGUGUGCGAUGCCGCCGAAGCGAAACGCUUGCUGCAAAACGCAGAAUCAGUAAUCAAACAUCAUCGUCCCUAUGCGGCAAUAAGCUUCGCAUACGGAAAUCGUUUCAUGGGUAACGGAUUAUUGACUCAACUCGAUCACCGGAAAUGGGAGCUACGUCACAAGCUGUUAAGCCCCGCCUUCCACAAACAAAAUCUAAUCAACAUGUUGGGGUCGUUCAAUGACGUCGUUGACGGGUUUAUUGAUCACAUACGGGACAUGUCGGUACAGGGAGAGACAGUCAGCAUGAGAGAUAUGUUUCCGAGACUCACGCUCGAUAUCAUCGGUAAGGUGGCUUUCGGACUGGACACGAACGAGUGUCGUGAGUGUAGUGUGACGUCGGAAAAUGUGAGAAUCAGACGUACGAUGGCCGACGUGUUGAGCAGCAUCGGCGAAUAUUACAGAAACCCGUUGACUUGGUAUCUACCGAUUUACAGAGAUUUGUGGCGACGUGCCAGUCGAGGGUGCGACGCGUUGAGAUCAACCGGUCGUCGAUGUAUCAUGCAACGCAAGAGGGAUAUCGUUGAUAGAGGCGAGUAUGGCAAUGAUAUCCUCGGGUGUAUCCUGAAGGCGGCCGCUCGUGAUAGAGAUCUUGUGGUGGACGACCUGAUCGAUGAGUUUGUGACAUUUUUCUUUGCCGGACACGACACGACGGGCGUCAGCUUGACGUUCGCACUCCACGAGUUGUUGGUUCACGACGACAUCAAACAGCGAGUUAUCAACGAAGCUGACCGGAUCUUUAAUGGCAAGACGCGACUCUCUCCGUCCGAUCUCUCGUCGUUGACGACGUUGAGCUGCACGAUCAAGGAAACUCUCCGUCUUCAUCCACCGGUUGUAUCGCUUGGACGUGUUCCCGUUUCGGACACGACAAUGUGUGGUCAUUAUAUCCCUUCUCGAAGCUAUCUCAGCCUCAGAUUUGAUGUCAUUCAUAACAGGCCCGACUACUGGUCACAUCCGGUUGAAUUCAACCCGGAUCGUUUCCUCACUUUAUCGACUGAAGGUCCAUUGCCUUACUUUCCGUUCUCUGGUGGCCCGCAUGUUUGCCUUGGUAAGCAGCUUGCUGAGAUAGAAAUGAAGCUUGUGCUCUCCAAGCUUUUCCAUACGUUUACGAUUAAUCUUGCGGAGGGUCAAGAUGUUGUGGAAAGCUACGAGGAGUUACUCCUAACUCCGAAGUCUCCCGUCGACUGCACUUUCAAAUGCAGAGAGAAAUGGCCACGAAGCAAGCAAGACUGAAUUACGUCACAGUGCAAGUUUGAAUUGAUAUCAACCGAGUUUCCACAGAUGUAACAUGCGGCUCUCACUGGUCUCUGAAUCUUUUAUCAGUUUUACAGCGGUACUUUCCAGUUGCUGAGACUGUGCUUGAAAAUUUGACUUUGUAUUUGAUUAAAUUGCCAUUUAAUUUAUAAAUCAACAAGAAGUGUACAU